This is a messenger RNA of Apodemus sylvaticus (European woodmouse), 683 nucleotides long. RefSeq names its product fibroblast growth factor 2 (gene Fgf2). Gene Ontology annotation, molecular function: fibroblast growth factor receptor binding; growth factor activity. Lineage: Eukaryota; Metazoa; Chordata; Mammalia; Rodentia; Muridae. Gene Ontology annotation, cellular component: cytoplasm. The transcript has 3 exons. The coding region runs from base 204 to 668 and encodes 154 amino acids. The record is from RefSeq and is a predicted model, not a curated record. Gene Ontology annotation, biological process: positive regulation of gene expression; fibroblast growth factor receptor signaling pathway; positive regulation of cell population proliferation.
GUGACGCGGCCCCGGGCCGCUGUGCACACAGGGGCUCUCUCGGCUUCAGGAAGAGUCCGGCUGCACUGGGCUGGGAGCCCGGCGGGACACAGACCGGGAGGCUGGCAGCCCGCGGGCGAGCCGCGCUGGGGGGCCGAGGCCGGGGUCGGGGCCGGGGGGCCCCGAGAGCUGCCACAGCGGGGUCCCGGGGCCGCGGAGGGGUCAUGGCUGCCGGCGGCAUCACCUCGCUUCCCGCACUGCCGGAGGACGGCGGCGCCGCCUUCCCACCGGGCCACUUCAAGGACCCCAAGCGUCUCUACUGCAAGAACGGCGGCUUCUUCCUGCGCAUCCAUCCCGACGGCCGCGUGGACGGCGUCCGCGAGAAGAGCGAUCCACACGUCAAACUACAACUCCAAGCAGAAGAGAGAGGAGUUGUGUCUAUCAAGGGAGUGUGUGCCAACCGGUACCUUGCUAUGAAGGAAGAUGGACGGCUGCUGGCUUCUAAGUGUGUUACAGAAGAGUGUUUCUUCUUUGAACGUCUGGAAUCUAAUAACUACAAUACUUACCGGUCACGGAAAUACUCCAGUUGGUAUGUGGCACUGAAACGAACUGGGCAGUACAAACUCGGAUCCAAAACGGGACCUGGACAGAAGGCCAUACUCUUUCUUCCGAUGUCUGCUAAGAGCUGACUCACUUUAGACACU